This is a messenger RNA of Amphibalanus amphitrite, 4293 nucleotides long. RefSeq names its product 4-hydroxyphenylpyruvate dioxygenase-like. The record is from RefSeq and is a predicted model, not a curated record. Gene Ontology annotation, biological process: L-tyrosine catabolic process. The transcript has 9 exons. Bases 2743 to 3891 code for a protein of 382 amino acids. Gene Ontology annotation, molecular function: 4-hydroxyphenylpyruvate dioxygenase activity. Gene Ontology annotation, cellular component: endoplasmic reticulum membrane; Golgi membrane. Lineage: Eukaryota; Metazoa; Arthropoda; Thecostraca; Balanomorpha; Balanidae.
UGGAGGUGUUCGAGGCCGAAACGCCCAGCCCGGCCAAACAGUGCUGGAACGCGGUCGAUCUCACCGAGCUCAUCGAGUUCGAGCACGAAGACCAGAGUUCGAGCAUCGACGAUGGCUGGUCUCAGCACGUGGAGCCUCCCUUGGCGGUGGUGGGCAGGCCGCGCGGUCGCGGCCGCGGACGGGGCCGCGGCGUCGGUCGGCCGAGGGGGCGGCGGGGCGCGUCCGUGAGUGGCGGCAGGCAGGCGCCCGUCCAUUCCACCAGCCUUGUGUUUGCCGAUGAACUGUAGGCCCAGCAGCUGCAGGAACAUAAGGUACAAAGCUGGGCCACUCCAGCACAGUGUGGCUGGGCGUCGCAUUCACUUCGUACGACCGAAGUCUCGCACAGUGAGUGCCGAGCGAUGGACAGACAAACCCGCUGUGGAGACUGCCCAGGGUCCCGCAGGCUGAGCGCGGCACAGACUAACUCACGCUGAGAUGAUCGCUGUCUCGAGCGGCUCCGUACGCCCCGCGCUCACGGACAGCGCCUGUGCCGCCAGGGACGCUUUUAACACCAUCCAUGGUUUCACGUAUCCUCACAGUGGCGGACGGUGUUACAUUGUAAGAUAGGAUGAUUUGAAGCAUUCGUGUCACCAUUCACCCACCAUGUUUUCGUUUUUAUUUAGUGCUCCUUGUAGCACAGGGAUCAUGGCUGUCUUCAGCCUUGUGUUGAGCACCGAUUUCCCGGUUAAAGGCGGAAACAGACUUUCCGCAGUCAGAAGAUAACACGAGGGAGCCUUUUAAAUGACUCAACUAACGCUCACAUCAACCGUACGCAUGGAGGCGGGAUCAAUCAAUCAAUCCUACGCACCUCCAUCCUUGCGAUUGAUGCGAGUGUGGUUUAUGCUAUUCAAUAGGCUCUCGAAUGUUAUCUUAUGGCUGCGUAAAAAGUCUGGCAUAGUGUAUGAUUUUGUUCACUUGCAUACCGAUGCUGUUUCGUUGGGUUUUGUGUAUAUACGCGCGAUUCAUGUGUGUGCGUGUGUGUGUAUGUGUUUGUGAGCCGUGCAUAGCGCGUGGAGACUAGGGCGUGGAGGAAAUGCGGACACACGCUUGCGUACUAGGCUCAUUGGAUGAAAGUGUUUUCUGCACUUUGUCAUACUAUUAGCUCAUCGAAGAUGUGGAAUGACAAGGGCGAGUUAGCUUUGAGGGUUCUAAAUAUUUUUGUUGCACUAGCUGCUUAAUUUCCGUGGGCUGUAUAAAGUAAAUAAAAGUUGACGCGCAUUAUUAUGUCUUGGGUCCUGAUGACCUAGGCUGUCCUGCCCCCCCCCCCCCGUCGUAAGAUAACAGUGGGUUAGUGCAGAACGGGUGGGCAGCAUCUCGGGACGGUGCAGCGACCGGGCCAUCGUUUCCAUGUUCUGACAGGUAACAGUACUGUGACAUGUGACGUGUUCAGACCCUGUCCUGACGCCGGACGCUGUCUCGCUCCGACAUGUGCUGGCUCGGACGACAAAAUCAUCUCAGCUGUGAUUAGUGGGACUACGUGACGUCACGAUUUUUUUGUUUCGGUAAUAACGUCAAAGUCUAUAUAAGCAUCCAAGUGUUGCAAUAUUUCUGCUAAAUUUGUUCCUUCAAAGAAGCUAUGACCUCAUCCAUGGCCAGUGUAUCUUUUUCCUAAGUCCAUGGCUUGAACUGGCAUGGUGGUGCCCUCUUGAAAGCCAGAUGGCGCUCAAAGCGAUGCCAUUGGACGUCAACGAGGCAUGUAGAGCUGCUGCCUCACUCCUCAUUGAAGAUCGAUUGAAGUUUCGAACAGCCGAUUGGGCCGGCUCUGAAAGCAACAUGUUCCUCCGGAAUGACCGUGCUCACAGCUGUCCCACAAGACCUGCCUGCCUUACGCGGGACAGACAGCAGGGGUGCACUCAGCCUCAGCGGCGCACCAUAGAGUGUACCUACUCCAAUCAGCCCAAUGUCUCCAUUGUCCUCCUGGCCUGCGGCCCUGAACUGGUCUGUAAAUAGAACGAAUGAGUCUAAAUCAACAAACGAAAUGAGUGGGACGCUCCAGAUUAGUGAGUUUUUUUUUCCACUUGUUAGGUAGUAAAAAAGACUGCAAAUCGCGCUGGGACCGGCGCGAUUCGAUGUGCUUGUCGAGGAACUUUUCGAACCACUGUUAAAGGGUUUUUUCGUCUUGCCAGUGUGCAGUGUGAGCGAGCACCCAGGCAAAUUAUGCAUUAUCUACAGCAGGGAGGAUCUACCAAAACCAGGGAGGUCACUCCUAAUCCGGCAAGGGGCUAUAAGAGGCAGUGUUAGCUUUGAAAGUGCGCAAUGUACGUUGCACAUGUAUAGCAGCCCUUGAUAAGCUAAACAUAUGGAGCGUAGAGUAGGUGGAUUUGGUCGGUGGACAAUCGCAGAAAAGGCACCAGCUCGUGAACUCCUCUCCGCGUAUCCUAACUGCGCAGUGUGGCGGGAGCCCACGGGCCCGGGUCGGCCGCUGCUGCGCUGUUCUCCCGUGCGGCCCCGAACUCUCCCUCUCGUCCUCGAAUAAUCAGCUCGCCGAUCAGCCCUGGAGGACCGGCCGCGCCACCGCGCCCGCGGCCGCGCCUUCGUCUCCACCAAUAGGGGAGCGGCCGGCCGAGAGGCGACCAAUCAGCGGCAGCCGUCUGGGGCCGGCCGGGCGACAGUCAGACGGACCAUCUCCCCACUGGACACUGCGGAACGCACCUGAGCUCGGCCGUGGGCAGUGCACCUAUACGCGACCUUCAUCGGGACAUCAUGACGAGUUACGAGGACAAGGGCGAGAAGCCGGCCGGCGGCAAGUUUGUCCACUUUGACCACGUCACCUUCUGGGUGGGCAAUGCUAAACAGGCGGCUUCCUACUACUGCACCCACCUGGGGUUCGCGCCGCACGCGUACGCCGGCCUGGAGACGGGCAGUCGCGACGUGGCCGCCCACUGCGUGCGCCAGAACGACAUCUACUUCGUGUUCAAGAGCGCGCUGAAGCCGGGCAACAAGGAAAUGGGCGACCACCUGGUGCGACACGGAGACGGCGUCAAAGACGUAGCGUUUACCGUGGAGGACCUGGACGUCAUCGUCGAGCACGCCAAGAAGCGCGGCGCCACCAUUGUCAAGGACAUCUGGGAGGAGAGUGACGCUAGCGGCUCGGUGCGAUUCGCCGUGGUGCAGACGUACGGCGACACGACGCACACGCUGGUGGAGCGCGGCUCGUACUCGGGCCUCUUCCUGCCCGGCUACCAGAAGCCGCUGGCAGCCGAGAGCAAGCUGCUGGCCACGCUGCCGCCGGUGGGGCUGCGCUUCGUCGACCACGUGGUGGGCAACCAGCCCGACCUGCAGAUGACCAACGUGGCCGACUGGUACGAGAAGUCGCUGGCCUUCCACCGGUUCUGGUCUAUCGACGACAAGCAGUUGCACACCGAGUUCUCGGCACUGCGCUCCAUCGUCGUCACCAACUGGGACGAGACUAUCAAGAUGCCCAUCAACGAGCCAGCUCCCGGCAAGAGGAAGUCUCAGAUUCAGGAGUACGUGGACUAUUACGGCGGUGCGGGUGUGCAGCACAUCGCUCUCAACACGACCGACAUCAUCGGCUCGAUCCGAGCGAUGAAGGCGCGCGGCCAGGAGUUCCUCACCAUCCCCGACACUUACUACGAGGAGCUGCGAGAACAGCUCAAACACUCCAAGGUCAAGGUGGAAGAGGACCUGGACGUUCUGCAGGAGCUGAACAUCCUGAUCGACUACGACGACGACGGCUACCUGCUGCAGAUCUUCACCAAGAUCAUGCAGGACCGACCGACGCUGUUCAUCGAGGCCAUUCAGCGAAACAAUCACCAGGGUUUCGGAGCCGGUAACUUCAAGGCGCUGUUCGUCGCCAUCGAAAUUGACCAGGCGAGACGGGGCAAUCUGUGAGCGGCGUCUGGACCGGACCAGACCAGCAUCUGAACAGAACCGAACCAAAACGGCCCCUGAACAGGACCAGACUGGAGUUUGACCGGACCUACGUGGGAGGCUCCGCAGUUCUGUGAAAGCGUCCGACAGAGACAGACAGACCAGGUCUCGUACACAGCAGUGCCAGUCCGCUCCGCUCCGCCGCGACUAACCUCGGUGCCAGGGUACUAGGUAGCGCCUCAGACUCCGUCCAACAUUGACCAGUGUGUAGACCGGCGCGCAGUACGCGACUGGAUAAUGGUGCCGUCUCAGAUGUGAAGUGUAUGCCGGCGCCUUGCUAAGCAUAAUUGCUUUCUUUCCGAAGGCCGGUGUGCAAUAUUGUGGUUACUGGGCAAUAUUUGGGGAAUACAUGUAUUAACUGCG